AUGGCAAAGACAGCGGUGACAGAUCGAUCUCGUCCUCCUCCUCCUUCUUUUCCACCCUUGCCAGCAUCGGUCUAUCGAUGGCAACCAAUACCUAUCACUGCUACUACUCCUUCUACUUCUACUUCUACUUCUACUUUUACUUUUACUGCUAAUAGUAGUAGUAGUAGUAGUCAUUUGUACAUCAGUACUACCAUUUCUGGACGAUACAUGUGCAAAGCGCGUAGAAGUAGAAGGAGUCACUAA
Molecule: messenger RNA, 243 nt
Organism: Thelazia callipaeda (thelaziosis nematode)
Lineage: Eukaryota; Metazoa; Nematoda; Chromadorea; Rhabditida; Thelaziidae
Source: the annotation of a GenBank genome assembly